This is a messenger RNA of Brassica rapa (field mustard), 2935 nucleotides long. RefSeq names its product 9-cis-epoxycarotenoid dioxygenase NCED3, chloroplastic. The record is from RefSeq and is a predicted model, not a curated record. Gene Ontology annotation, cellular component: chloroplast stroma. Gene Ontology annotation, molecular function: carotenoid dioxygenase activity. Gene Ontology annotation, biological process: carotene catabolic process. NCBI's taxonomy places the organism in Eukaryota, Viridiplantae, Streptophyta, Magnoliopsida, Brassicales, Brassicaceae.
UCCAAUGCUUGCUUGUAUAGUUUUUAUUACUCGUCUUUCGAUUUAAACACAACUGGACCGUAUUAUACAUAGAAACAUAUAAUGUAAUAAAGACGAGAGGUAUUUGCAUGUGGAGAUGAAUAGGCCAAGUUGGAGUUCUCAAACAAGAAGCUCUAGAACCACGACAUAAGCCAAGUUGGUGAUUGUAGUUAAAAACAUCAUUUUAUCAAUAAAUGCAAAUGAAAUUUCAGAACUUUAGCAUUUUAGAAUUUUAUGCACACUAAAUGUGUUUAUAAGGGAAAUGUCGUGUUGUGGAGGAUAAAUCUCAAUAGAUUAGAGGUUGUUGCACGACAUAUGUUAUGCUCAAGUUGCCUAAGACUUGUUAACAAACAUAGAAACAGAAGAAGACAGAAACAAAGACAAAGGGAGUUAAAGAUGGAAGUGGAUGCAUUUGUCCAAAGUGUGAAAGGUUUCAACUUUGAACCAUAUUACUCUGUUUUUUAAGUUUGUUCCCAAAAUACCCUUUUCACUUAAACACCCCCACUCAGACCAUUCCUCUCUCUGUCACUGAUUCAACACGUGGCCACCCGGAUGGGACCCACCAUUCCCCUCCCGGUUUAUAUAAACGCUCAACACUUCAUCGCUCUCAAACCAACUCUCUCUUCCCUUCUCCACUUCAACAGCAAAGUAAAAAAAAACAAGAGACUUUACAAUUCUCAAAACAGAACGAUCACUUUUUAAGCACUAAUACUGAUCACGCAUACUUAAAGAAAUGGCUUCUUUCACGGCGAAUACGGCGGUUUCUCGGAGAUGGCUCGGUGGUAAUCAUACUCAGCCGUCAUUAUCAUCUUCUCAAACCUCCGACUUGAGUUAUUCUUGCUCUUUGCCUAUGACAAGCCGUGUCCAACGCAAGCUCAAUGUUUCUUCCGCGCUUCACACUCCUCCUGCUCUUCUUUUCCCCAAGCAGUCCUCAACCUCUCCCGCCAUUGUUGUUAACCCCAAAGCCAAAGACUCCGACACUAAACAGAUGAACUUGUUCCAAAGAGCAGCGGCGGCAGCCUUGGACGCGGCGGAGGGCUUCCUCGUGAGCCACGAGCGACAACAUCCACUCCCUAAAACCGCCGAUCCUAGUGUUCAGAUCGCCGGAAACUUCGCUCCGGUGAACGAACAGCCCGUCCGGCGUAACCUCCCGGUGGUCGGGACAAUACCGGAUUCCAUCAAAGGAGUGUACGUGCGGAACGGAGCUAACCCGCUUCACGAGCCGGUGACCGGUCACCACUUCUUCGACGGAGACGGGAUGGUUCACGCCGUUAAAUUCGAAGACGGUUCAGCUAGCUACGCUUGCCGGUUCACUCAAACAAACCGGUUCAUCCAGGAGCGUCAGUUGGGUAAACCGGUUUUCCCCAAAGCCAUCGGCGAGCUUCACGGCCACACCGGUAUUGCUCGUCUCAUGCUAUUCUACGCCAGAGCUGCAGCCGGUUUAGUCGACCCGGGACACGGAACCGGAGUCGCUAACGCCGGUUUAGUCUAUUUCAACAACCGGUUAUUAGCCAUGUCGGAGGACGAUUUACCUUACCAAGUCAGGAUCACUCCAAGCGGAGACUUGAAAACCGUUGGCCGUUACGAUUUCGACGGGCAGUUAGAAUCCACAAUGAUCGCCCACCCGAAAGUCGACCCGGAAUCCGGCGAGCUAUUCGCUCUAAGCUACGACGUCGUUUCAAAGCCUUACUUAAAGUACUUCAGAUUCUCACCGGACGGGACUAAAUCGCCGGACGUCGAGAUCAACCUCGAGCAGCCGACGAUGAUGCACGACUUCGCGAUCACGGAGAACUUCGUCGUGAUCCCGGAUCAACAAGUCGUGUUCAAGCUCCCGGAGAUGAUCCGCGGCGGCUCUCCGGUGGUCUACGACAAGGAAAAAGUCGCGAGAUUCGGAGUUUUGGAUAAAUACGCCGGAGACUCGUCGGCGAUCAAGUGGAUCGAAGCGCCGGGAUGCUUCUGCUUCCACCUCUGGAACGCGUGGGAGGAGCCGGAGACAGAGGAAGUCGUCGUGAUCGGCUCCUGCAUGACUCCGCCGGACUCAAUUUUCAACGAGUCCGACGAGAAUCUCAAGAGCGUCCUCUCGGAGAUUCGCCUCAACCUCAGAACCGGAGAGUCCACUCGCCGGCCGAUCAUCUCCGACGGGGAAGAGCAAGUCAACCUCGAGGCGGGGAUGGUGAACAGAAACAUGCUCGGCCGUAAAACAAGAUACGCUUACCUCGCUUUGGCCGAGCCGUGGCCUAAAGUCUCCGGCUUUGCCAAAGUCGAUCUCUUUACCGGAGAAGUCGAGAAGCAUUUAUACGGCGAUGACCGUUACGGUGGAGAGCCUCUGUUUCUCCCAGGAGAGGGGGGAGGUGAAGACGACGGUUACAUCCUCUGUUUCGUUCACGAUGAGAUGACGUGGAAGUCUGAGUUACAGAUAGUUAACGCCGUUAGUUUGGAGGUUGAAGCGACGGUUAAACUUCCGUCAAGGGUUCCGUAUGGGUUUCACGGUACAUUUAUCGGAGCUAGUGACUUGGCGAAGCAGGUGUAAAUAUAAAACAUGGAUACAUAUUAAGUGAGAAGCUUCUAGAAGAAGAAGAGAGAGGGAUUUUACCAGUGGGAUGCUCUACAUAUACGUCCCCGGAAUCACCUCCUCUUGUGUUUUUUUUUUUCUGUUUCUUUUUAUUUGGGGUGCGGUUUGUUAGUUCCCUUUUUUAGGGGGUCAAUGUAGAAAUAUGAAAGAUUUUGAGGGACCAGCUUGUAGCUUUUGGGCUGUAGGGUAGCCGUUCGAGCUCAGCUGGUUUCUGUUAUUCUUUCACUUGUUGUUGUUCAUAGUGAGAAGUAUAUAUUAUUAGAUGUAUUAAACAAAUAAAUUAUGUUUAUAAAUGUAUGUUUCUAAGCAAGCAAACAAGUAAACAACAUUAGAUUCGACUUCAAA